GCACCCUUAUUGAAGGACAAUUCACUCUAUAGAGAAAUAUGGCUAUAAAAAUAGUGUCUUGCUCAUGAAUGGGUCUGCCAUUUACUUUGUCCUCUCAGUGAUCCAUAUUAUGUGAACCAUAUUCGACCUUCGUUUGCUGCUAUUCAGAUGGGAACAACACAUGUCUGCCUACAUUACUGCAGCACAACUUUGCGACCUCUACCUUCUAUGGACGCUCUCAGCACAUAGCCUUCAAUGACUCUCGCGUCGUUCCAACAUCCCUCGAGCAGGAAAUCCGUCAAUUCUCCCAACCCCAACCGUAUCUCGAAAGCUCGAAUACAGUUCUUUCACCUUCAGUGUCUGCCUAUGCCUACGAAUUCUACAGCUCACUUGGCCCUAAGUCAUCAUGGAAAGGCCUCAGAAAAGACCCCGCUUAUCCUUGGGUGGUCACGGCGAAGACCCGGACGAUAUAGACCUGCAGGAAGCCAGAGCCCAAAAUGACCUCCGCCUCAAAUCGAUCUUUGAACGCAUCUUCGAAAAAUACGGAAAAGAUUUCACAGAAAUUGGGGAUGAAAUCGAUUUACAGACAGGGAAAAUUGUGGUCAAUAAUGGUCACUUGCAGAGAAUGUCCGGCGAAGAUGAUAUUGGGGAAGAGGAUGACGAGGCCGGGUGGUUGUUCAAGGAAGACCUGCCCACGUCUACGGUUCAGAUCUCUAAAGCUACGCUGGCAGGAUCUGUACAUGACUCGGAGGCAGAGACAGGGACUGGCGGUGACGAUACGAAGGAGGGAGAGCAGCUACAGCGCCCGCUUACGUCGCCGCAACCGCUCCCAGCGCUUCGGUUAGGCCGGGCAUAUGAUGAAAAGCAGCCACCUGAGACAGCCGAGGCGGAUUCGGAUGACGAUUCGAAAAGUGUGGAUUCCUUGCUGGACUGUGCAUUGAUCGUCCCCAAUGACUCGGAUAAACCUGAUAGUCAAGCCCUGCCGCUUGAAAAUGAGGCUUUUCCCGCAAAAGCAAAUACUACGGCUGAUACGCCCAUCCAAUCCCCACAGACCCGUGGAGACAAAGCGAACGAGCCAGUGGAGUCUAUCUGGCGCGUCCCUGAGAUUAAAGGCGAGUUCUCGACGCCCAUUUUCUACCGAUCACGCCGCAAGCUUCCUUUGACUGCUGUCCGGUCUGCAUCUCCUCCAAGAGCGGGGUCUCUGUGGGCACUUCCUGGACAAUCGAGGCGCAACACAGACGGCAGAAAAGAAAAAAGCAGAAAAAAGAAACUUGGAGUCAGCCAACGAAAACACAAGCACCAAUCAAGCCCCGUCUUGCACGACUGGUCCUUUGCAGAAACCCCUGACGGAAGCGAAUCGGACGAUCCCCUGCAGGAAGACUAUCAACCAUCGCCAACACCGAAGAACCCCAUUCAUAUCAGGGGCAAAAAUCAUGUCGAAAUCACCCCGAGUCGCACAAAGGAUGAGCGCAGACCGCUUCUCCCUCAGCUGAAUCCUGAUUGCCAAACCACCAUGAAUGCUCUUCGUGGGGGAACAGAGCCCAAGAUCGCCAGCAGCGCAGCUUCACAGUUACAGCCUGAGGCCGUUGAAAAACAUGCAGAUCAGUGCCUUUCCGUAGAUACACCUGUUUCUGCAGCAGAGCAACACGCAGACCCGGUCAUACCGCAGGCGUCCACUCCUACUAGAGCAAAAAGGACACUGAUGACGCCAGACGAGGCAAAACUGAUCGUCCGCAUGAGGCAGAUUGAAGGAAAGAAAUGGAAGGAAGUCCAAGAGCAUCUUCCGCAGCGAAAACUAAUUUCACUCAUCCAGUGGAACCAGACGCAUUGGACUGAACGGCAUGACAAACCGCCUCGAGUCUCCAAACCUUGGUCGAAGGAGGAGGCGGAUAAAUUGCAGACUUUCAAGGACCAACAAGGUUUAACUUGGCCCCAUAUUCGUGCCGCCCUUCCCGGCCGUUCACACGCGGAAAUAGAGUUCGCACUGUUGAGACUCUGGGCUGAGCUGGAUGACGGUUCAAAAGAGACGCGGGAACAGGACGAUCGCGAGAAGGAGAAGGAGAGCGUGUGA
Messenger RNA from Aspergillus novofumigatus IBT 16806, 2050 nucleotides. Its product is annotated as Myb-like DNA-binding domain protein. Lineage: Eukaryota; Fungi; Ascomycota; Eurotiomycetes; Eurotiales; Aspergillaceae. Gene Ontology annotation, cellular component: nucleus. Gene Ontology annotation, molecular function: protein heterodimerization activity; histone binding. The record is from RefSeq and is a predicted model, not a curated record. The transcript has 2 exons. The coding region runs from base 386 to 2050 and encodes 554 amino acids.